Molecule: messenger RNA, 457 nt
Organism: Tuber aestivum (summer truffle)
Lineage: Eukaryota; Fungi; Ascomycota; Pezizomycetes; Pezizales; Tuberaceae
Source: the annotation of a GenBank genome assembly
AUGUCCGCCCAAGGCCCGCCACUAACUUGUCACGUCCUCGACACUUCCGUCGGUAAGCCCGCGGUAAAUAUCCAGUGCACGCUAUCCCGGUUCUUGAAGUCGGCCGAUGGCUCCCCGUCCAGUUCCUGCUUUGAAGUGGCGAAGGCGUCGACCAACGAGGAUGGGAGGGUCGCAGCGUGGGAGAUGAGGCAGAAGGGAGUCGCGGGGAAGUUGGUGCUCGAAGAGGGAUUCACCUACAAGAUUAGGUUCGAGACUUGGGAGCAUUUCAAGGGGGAAACCUUCUUUCCGUAUGUUGAGGUGGUGUUUACGGUUAAGGAGAUAAAUCAGCAUUAUCACAUUCCCCUGUUGUUGAGUCCUUAUGCAUACAGUACGUAUCGGGGGUCGUGAGUUGGGUUUCGGCGGUGGGGAUAUUGGGAUUAGGUAUCGGAAGCAAUGCACGAACAGGCGGGUGGGGUAG